AUGGACCGGGACCGCCUCCUGGACAUCCCCUGCAAAGUGUGCGGCGACCGCAGCUCCGGCAAGCACUACGGCAUCUACAGCUGUGACGGUGAGCCUCUCAGCCUGCACCUGCUCAUCUUGCUCUCUCGCUGCUCGGGCUUCUUCAAGCGGUCGAUCCACCGGAACCGCGUCUACACGUGCAAGGCGGCGGGUGAGCUGAAGGGUCGCUGCCCCAUCGACAAGACGCACCGCAACCAGUGCCGCGCCUGCCGCCUCAACAAGUGCUUCCAGGCCGCCAUGAACAAGGAUGCGUACAGUACUCCUAAGAAGCUCUUCCAGCGACGUGAUAGCCCGAAACCGCAGCGGCCGCCUAGUCGCAGAUUCGCCUUCCCGCUGCACAUCGUCGCCUUCCAACUUUCACAGCUGCAGGUGUUUCCGCGCUCGGUAUUUGCCGUGUGUCCUCCGCCAGACAGUGGCUUUCUGUCAACGCUGGUACCGCCGCCACGUUCUGCUCUCCCGCCGCAGAAAGCUUUCUGGCGAACGGCGAACAAACAGCGCCCGGCCGCCGAGAGCGGGCCGAGCUUCCUCUGCCGGACACGCAUGCUGCACGUGUCGAGUUUCCCACACCAGCCCAGCCCAGCGUGGAAAGCAGCAGUUACGCAGAGAUGGAGACACUUGAGUGGCGCGGAGAGGCAGAUCCAUUGCACUGGGGUGGCGCCGUGCCGCGUGUUGCGAAUUAACGGCGCGGGCCGCCCCGGGCUGGCAGCCGCAGCCGGCGCCUCCCACGGCCCGCAGCGCCGUGACUCACGGCGCAGGCCGAUCACGCCGCGCGAGCAGAGGGCAGAGGGCAGAGGGCAGGAGGGGAUCUCGCGCCUCGCCCCGCCCUGCCUCUCGCUGCCGCUCCGCAGCAGACCCGAGCGCCGCGUCACAGGCAAACGGAAGGCGCGGCUCGGCGCUCCUCCAUUACGGCGGCUUAGCCGGGCGCCGCCAGCUAUUUACUCGUUAAAUGGCCCGCCUCCGCCGCCGCCACCGCCACCGCCAACCGCCAGUUUUACUACGCGCCUCUCAGCAGCGGGCAACACACGCACGGCGAGUGACGCAGCGGGGGCGCGUGUUGCAGCCGUGCAGCACGAGCGCGGCCCGCGGAAGCCCAAGCACCCGCCCCCGCACGGCCACGGCCACGGGCACGGGCACGGCGCGGGGGGCGGCCCGCCGGCCGUGGGGGCGGGCCCGGCGCCGCUGGUCAAGGAGCUGCCGCCGCUGCUGCUGCCGGCGGGCCCGGCGGCGGCGCUGGCGCUGUCCCCCACGUGGGAGGUGCUGCAGGAGACGACGGCGCGGCUGCUGUUCAUGGCGGUGCGGUGGGUCCGCUGCCUCGCGCCGUUCCAGACGCUCUCCAAGAGGGACCAGCUGCUGCUGCUGCAGGAGUCGUGGAAGGAGCUGUUCCUGCUGCACCUGGCGCAGUGGUCCAUCCCGUGGGACCUGUCGGCGCUCUUCGGCUGCUCCAAGGCGCGCGACCGCCUGCCACAGGACGACGCCGCCACCAACAUCGAGAUCAAGACCAUCCAGGAGAUCAUGGGCAGGUUCCGGCAGCUGUCGCCAGAUGGCAGCGAGUGCGGCUGCAUGAAGGCCGUCGUACUCUUCACGCCAGAGACGGCGGGCCUGUGCGACGUGCAGCCGGUGGAGAUGCUGCAGGACCAGGCGCAGUGCAUCCUGGGCGACUACGUGCGCAGCCGCUACCCGCGGCAGCCCACGCGCUUCGGCCGGCUGCUGCUGUUGCUGCCCAGCCUGCGGGCCGUGCGCCAGUCCACCGUCGAGCGGCUCUUCUUCAAGGACACCAUCGGCGACAUCCCCAUCCAGCGCCUGCUCGGCGACAUGUACCACAUGGACAAGUACACCUAG
Messenger RNA from Schistocerca gregaria, 1878 nucleotides. It is a transcript of the gene dsf, whose product is annotated as protein dissatisfaction. Lineage: Eukaryota; Metazoa; Arthropoda; Insecta; Orthoptera; Acrididae. Gene Ontology annotation, biological process: regulation of transcription by RNA polymerase II; anatomical structure development; cell differentiation. The record is from RefSeq and is a predicted model, not a curated record. Gene Ontology annotation, molecular function: zinc ion binding; RNA polymerase II cis-regulatory region sequence-specific DNA binding; nuclear receptor activity. The coding region runs from base 1 to 1878 and encodes 625 amino acids. The transcript is spliced from 12 exons.